This is a messenger RNA of Engraulis encrasicolus (European anchovy), 1238 nucleotides long. Its product is annotated as rano class II histocompatibility antigen, A beta chain-like. Gene Ontology annotation, cellular component: MHC class II protein complex; membrane. The transcript has 5 exons. Lineage: Eukaryota; Metazoa; Chordata; Actinopteri; Clupeiformes; Engraulidae. The record is from RefSeq and is a predicted model, not a curated record. The coding region runs from base 1 to 729 and encodes 242 amino acids. Gene Ontology annotation, biological process: immune response; antigen processing and presentation.
AUGAUGUCUGGUCUCACCGAUCCUAGUGACGCAACACUGUGUGGAGCUGAUGGAUAUGAGGGGGGCACUGUGCAAGAGUGCCGUUUCACCUCCCCUGACCAGAGUUAUCUGGAGUUCAUCGUAGACCUCUACUUUAAUAAGGCUGGAUUUCUGCGCUUUAACAGCACCGUGGGGAAGUUUGUAGGCUACACGGCACACGGAGUGCUCAGUGCAGAGAGAUAUAACAAUAAUACAGCCAUUUUGGGAGGGGUGAGGGCAGAGAAGGAGAGAUACUGCAGGCGCAAUACCCAGAAUGAGAUUAAUUACAUACUGACAAAGACGGCUGAGCCACAGGUGAAGUUGAGACUGACAAAGGCGUCCAGUAAUGGCCAUCCAGCCAUGCUGGUGUGCAGCGCCUACAACUUCUACCCCAAGAUGAUCAAGCUGACCUGGUACAGAGAUGGCAAGGAGGUGAUUGGUGACGUGAUAUCCAGUGAGGAGCUGGCGGAUGGGGACUGGUACUACCAGAUCCACUCCCACCUGGAGUUCACCCCCAAAGCUGGAGAGAAGGUCACCUGUGAGGUGCACCACACCAGCCUCAAGGAGCCUAAACUGGUCGACUGGGACUCCUCCAUGCCUGAGCCUGAGAGGAAUAAGAUUGCCAUUGGGGCAGCAGGCCUGGUGCUGGGGCUCGUCGUCACUGCUGCAGGAUUCAUCUACUACAAGAAGAAGUCUGGGACUAUUCUGUAGUUACAGGCCUAUCACAGUAUGCUGCACUAAAAUUCAAUCAAGACAUCAAUCAUCUACCAAGACAUCUAUCAGUCUAUAAUUAUUGGAUGUAGUUUGGAUUAACAAGAUUGUUGCUGUCUGUUUUUUUCAUUGGCUUGUAUCGUGUAGCACACACGUUUGUACAUGACUAAAAUACAAUUUUGUUGCUGCAGUUAUUGAGAUUUAGAAUCAAAGUUUAAUAUUUAUGUUAUCCUUGUUGUAAAUCCUUUUUGAAAACUAACAUGAUAGGCAAAUGCUUUUAGGGUGGUGUUAUGGUGGUGGGAUCAGUGGGCUGUUUGAAUUAGUAAGACUUCAGCUCCCCCUUCAGCUUAUAUUAAAUACUGCAGGUACAUUCUUUCUCUAAAGUUUUAUAUAACUUCUCAGGAGCCUUUUCAAUUAUACAAGCAUAAUUAUUUUAAACAGAUUGAAUAUCUUUUUGAUACAUAUGUUUUCUGUGUGUGUGCGUGUGUGUGUGUGUGUGUGUGUGUGUG